Messenger RNA from Penicillium antarcticum, 2346 nucleotides. RefSeq names its product glycoside hydrolase family 95 protein. Lineage: Eukaryota; Fungi; Ascomycota; Eurotiomycetes; Eurotiales; Aspergillaceae. The transcript has 2 exons. Gene Ontology annotation, molecular function: alpha-L-fucosidase activity. The record is from RefSeq and is a predicted model, not a curated record. The coding region runs from base 1 to 2346 and encodes 781 amino acids. Gene Ontology annotation, biological process: carbohydrate metabolic process.
AUGAAAGUGGAUCUCUGGGUUGUUUCAUUUACCUGUUUCCUCAAAGGAGUCGCAGCCAUUUCUGGCGCCUCAGGAACCUUAUGGUACUCUUCCUCCGCGGUCGACUUUACCACUGCCUUGCCCAUAGGUAAUGGCCGCCUGGGGGCAAUGAUUUAUGGGAAAAUUGGCACCGAGACCAUCAGCUUGAACGAAGACUCAAUCUGGAGCGGAGGCUUUACUAGCCGAAUCAACGCGAAUGCUGUAGCAACCGCUCCAGUGGUCAACGAUUAUAUGCUUGAUGGUAACAUUACCCAAGCAAAUAGUGCUUGGGUUUCUGGCAUGUCAACACCGCUGAGGGAGAGCGUUUAUCAGCCCAUGUGCUCGUUGGCUCUCGAUUUUGGUCAUGAUGGGGCUACGUCCUACAACAGAAGCCUUGAUCUUCAGACUGGAGUUGCAGCUGUCAGCUACAUGUUUGGUAACACGAAAUAUACUCGCGAAGCUAUCGCCUCUUUCCCUGACGACAUCUUGGCCUUUCGAUUUUCGGCUUCAACUUCUGGUUCUAUCAACUUCAACUUGUCUUUGACACGAACACAAAACGUCACUUCCAUAUCUGUGAAAUCGAAUGAGUCGGUGAUUCUGAGGGGAACUGGAUCCGUAGAUGAUACUAUCAGUUUCAUCUCGGAGGCCAGAGUGGUGACAGAAGGAGGAACUGUGACCGCAAACGGCGAAGAUAGUCUGAUAGUCAAAGAUGCCGAUGUGGCCUAUAUAUAUGUGGACGGCGAGAGCAGCUGGCGAUACACUUCCGACGAUACACGCACGGCCGCGCUGCAGAAAAAGCUUGACAGUGCUGUCUCUCUCGGAUGGAAUGAAAUCUCCAGAAAGGCAAUCCAAGAUUACCAAAGCCUAGCCCACAGAACAUCCCUUGAUCUUGGAGACUCCGGUGCAGCUGGAGCCCUUGCAACGGACCAACGACUGGAGAGUUGGAGAGCCGGUUCAGAUUUCACCACUGACCCGGAGCUCAUCACCCUGAUGUUCAACUAUGGCCGUUAUAUGUUGAUCAGCUCAUCUCGGGACGGAUCACUUCCCGCCAAUCUCCAAGGGAUUUGGAAUGAAGACUUUGCGCCAGAAUGGGACUCGAAAUUUACUCUUGAUAUUAACUUGGAGAUGAACUACUGGGCCUCAGAGACCACAAAUUUGCCAGAAACCGCCUUACCUCUCUUCGACCACAUUUCACGUAUGCAAAACAGAGGAGAAGAAGUGGCCAGACAGAUGUACAAUAUGUCUGGUUGGGUCUGCCAUCACAACACCGAUAUCUGGGGUGAUUGCGCCCCCUUGGAUCAGCAAACGUACUAUGCUGCAUGGCCAAUGAGUCCAGCCUGGCUGUCGCUUCAUCUGUUUGAGCAUUAUAGAUUUGGCAGGAGCACGGCAUUUGCUGAAAAAGUGCUCCCAAUAGUGGAAGCUGCGAUUGAGUUCUACUAUGACUUUUUACAAGAGAGGUCCGGUUACUACGUUACACCCUAUGGUAUGUCGCCUGAAAACCAGUACUAUAUUCCAUCGGGGAAAGCCAUUGCAAACGGGCAAUCUGGCCUUGAUGUCGCACCGGCAAUGGACCGUCAGCUUCUUCAUGAGCUUUUCACGGGAUAUCUUGAGCUCAAGAGCGCAAGAAAGGAAACCAAUGGAGUUGCCAAAGCUGAAACAUACUUAUCCAAGAUCGAAGGCCCCGUCAUUGGGUCUCUUGGUCAAAUUCUGGAAUGGUCGGAAGAAUUCGAUGAGACAGAGCUUGGCCAUCGACAUCUCUCACACCUGGUAGGGCUCUUCCCUGGAGGUCAAAUUCACCCAGGGAUCAACGAGACCAUUUUCAACGCCGCCGCUGUAUCUCUCAAGCGUCGCAUGGAUAACGGAAGCGGCCAAACGGGAUGGUCUGCAGCCUGGGUUAUUGCACUCUAUGCGAGACUGUUCGAUGGGGAUAAUGCGUUAUACCGAGCAGGAAAACUUCUAGAGAAUUCGGUGUUUGAUAAUCUCUUUGGACAGACCUCCAUAUUCCAGAUAGACGCGAAUUUAGGGUUCCCCGGAGCCAUCGCGGAGUUGCUACUUCAGAGCCACGCCGGGUUUGUUCAUAUCGGUCCUUCCUUGCCAAAGAGCCUGAUCCCGAACGGCAGUGUCGCUGGCCUGAGAGCACGAGGGGGCUUUGUCGUCGACAUGAGCUGGAAGGAACACAAAAUUACGAGCGCAAACAUACUUUCCACGCUUGAAGGCUCACUUUCGGUGAAGGUGGAGGAUGAUAGGAACUUCCUGGUUGAUGGUAAGGAGUAUAGUGGGCCCAUAAACACGAAGGCUGGAUGGAAAUAUAGCAUUACAAUGACUUAA